ACCAGCCUCUAGUUCUUAACCUGCGCCCCCGCAAGCUCAACAGCUUCUCGAGACCUCAAGAUCCCCUCAAGAUUUCACCUUCCCUUCAUCGACUUAUUCUCGAUCUCGAUCAUCCAUGUCGUCUAACACGUCUGGCCCCAGUGCGCUACAGGCUUAUCGCACUGAUGAUAGUAUAAGCUCUUCCGGCUCCUCCGUCAGCGACCUCUCCGCUCUUGGGCGCAAUUCGACCAUUACCCAGGGCUCCUUCUCCAAGUCGCGCUCUCCCGCCAUUCGCCAGCGACAAGAUCCUAUCAUCGCCUCGAUGUUGGCAGGAGAAGGUCGCCGAGUCAACCCCAACUUUACAGACGACAACGUUCCUGCAGCUGGUCCCUCUCGCGCUCCUCUCACUCCUGCCAGCUCACAGUCGACCGUCACCGCCGACGAUGACGACGACGAGGUUGGUACUCAAGCUUCGGCGGAUGAGGUUGCUACUCAGGCUUCAGCGGACGAGGCUACUACCCAGUUUUCGGCAGACGAAGCUGCUACUCAGGCUGCAAUUGACGAGGCCACUACUCAACCUUCGAAUGACGACAGCGACGACAACGAUGACAGGCGCGUCGUUCCAUCAGUUAGGGGUAGGGUCGUACUUUCGCGGAGCUCAUCCCUGCAUCGUCUUCGUAACUGGGUCGGUACCAGUCUUGCCCUUGCCACCGUCUUCAGAGCCCGGAAGUCGGAAGUCAACGCCAUCAAGCUCGGAGCUGCGCGUGAAGGGUAUCAUGCUGAUGCCAUCAAGUAUCCUCUUUUCAAGGACGAGCUUCAGUCUUUGCGCACCACUUACGGCAAUUCUGUAGCCAAACGGCAAGGUUCUUGGGUUGUGGUUGUUGGGAGAGACCGCAAGACCGUUCGCCACCUUAAGAAACUGCACGAGGAAGCUCUGAUUGAUGAUGACGAUGAGCCUGAAGAGGGUCUCGCGUCGGUCCUCGAGGAAGCUGAGGAUCUUCAGAAUCUCGAGGAUGCUAUCAAUGCCGACUUGGCAGAGGAGAUGGACUACCCCGCUACCUUGCCCAUCCGCAGAGGGUUUUUCUUUUCCUACGACGUUUUGGUUCUUGCUGUCUUGAUUAUAUUGGCUGUCUGGUACUUUGCGUUCAUCUAGAGCUCUCAGUUAAACGCAACGAACUGUACUUCUAUUAGAGGUUUGGAAGUGAUCACCUUGAUGGUGGUCUCGUCUUGGUAUUUGGUUUUGGUUCAUUCUAUGCCCGUACAUCUAUGCACCUCCUUUUUGAUAUGAUCUAUGCCUAUCCAUUUCUAUCUAUGACAUCUUCAC
Somion occarium is the source of this 1303-nucleotide messenger RNA. NCBI's taxonomy places the organism in Eukaryota, Fungi, Basidiomycota, Agaricomycetes, Polyporales, Cerrenaceae. The record is from the annotation of a GenBank genome assembly.